AUGGAUGAAAUUCUACAAUCACGUUUUCGGCUGUUCAACGAUCGAAGUCUGCAGCAUCUUCGGACGAUUGAUGUGUUCGAAGAGUUAAUCGUGUUUUUACGCAUGUUUCUAACCAACUGUGGCAUGGAUAUUCUACAGGAGCGGUUUCGCUGGAAUUUCCGUACGUUUCUGUGUCUCUUUUGUCUAAUUUCGUUCAGUUUUUCUGUGGUUCACACAGUUUAUCUCCACUGGGGAGAUUGGUAUGCGGUAAUGGACUCUCUGUCGGUCAGUGGCAUCGGCUUGCAGGGUAUGAUUAAGAUGUACAGUGCGCUGGCGCAGAAACCGUACUUUCGAGAGAAGUAUCUCAAUAUUAAAUACUUGCAUCAGCGUUCUACUUCAAAUCCGAAAAACAACGCGUCGAUGAUAAAGUGUGUCCUCACAAUAUUGUACUUAUUCCGGAUGUUUUUCGUGUCCUAUGCCAUAGCAGGGGUAGCAUUUUUUGUACUACCCUUCUACGUAAUGGUAGUGAAGCAGGAGAAAAAACUGGUUCUGCCACUGGAGCUACCUUUCACUGAGGCAUCAACGGAAACCGGAUAUGUUAUAACGACGAUUUUCCACCUAGUAUUGACGGUAAUGGCUAUAAUGGGGAUACUAGCGGCCGAUAUGGGCAUUAUGAUAAUUGUACUUCACGUUGUUGGAAUAGCCAAUGUAUUUAUGAAUAAUCUCGGCGAUCUGAAUGAAAUGCUGCUACAAGCGGAAACUAGUGAUGAGACGAAGCGACAAAAAUUUACCGAAAUUUGUAUCAUGCAUAAAGAAAUUUUACAGUACGAGGAAGAUUUAGACGGUUGCUAUCAUCACACGGUUUUCGUUCAAGUCAUCACUUCGGUAUCGUGCCUCAGCCUGACGCUUUUUGUGAUCUAUAUGACUAGGGACUGGACAAGGCUCAUGUUCAUGCUGGCAACAUUCAUUCAGCUGUUGGAGUUUUGCAUGCUGGGAACAACUCUCAGAGUAAAGAAUGAUCAUAUAAUCGACGCCAUUUACGACUGCAAUUGGUACCUGCUAUCUUCAUCCGACAAACUGAGGCUCGGCAUCAUGUUGCAUCGGGCUCAAAAUCCCGUGGAAAUGACGAUUGGUGGAUUGUCUCUCUUGAAUAUGGAAACAUUCGUUGAGAUUAUGAAAACUAUCUAUUCAUACUUCGCCAUGAUGAUUAGUUUCUUGGAUUAG
This is a messenger RNA of Wyeomyia smithii (pitcher-plant mosquito), 1203 nucleotides long. RefSeq names its product odorant receptor 67d-like. Gene Ontology annotation, biological process: detection of chemical stimulus involved in sensory perception of smell; sensory perception of smell. NCBI's taxonomy places the organism in Eukaryota, Metazoa, Arthropoda, Insecta, Diptera, Culicidae. Gene Ontology annotation, molecular function: odorant binding; olfactory receptor activity. The record is from RefSeq and is a predicted model, not a curated record. Gene Ontology annotation, cellular component: plasma membrane. The coding region runs from base 1 to 1203 and encodes 400 amino acids. The transcript is spliced from 4 exons.